This is a messenger RNA of Moesziomyces antarcticus, 3459 nucleotides long. Its product is annotated as butanediol dehydrogenase. The coding region runs from base 1 to 3459 and encodes 1152 amino acids. The transcript is spliced from 3 exons. Gene Ontology annotation, molecular function: oxidoreductase activity; zinc ion binding. The record is from RefSeq and is a predicted model, not a curated record. Lineage: Eukaryota; Fungi; Basidiomycota; Ustilaginomycetes; Ustilaginales; Ustilaginaceae.
AUGCCGUCCACAUGUCCUGAGUGCGGCUCGCAAGAAACCCUCAGCUUCAUCGCCGAGGUGGGCCAAGACGUCUGCUCCGACUGCGGCACCGUCCUGCAGGAUCUCCACCUGUACGAGCCCACCAACCGCUACGAGAUCGCAUACGCCCUUGGCGGGCCCUCUAUAGAGCGCACCGCAUGGAAUUCUCUCGACCCGCACUACAAUCCUCUCGUUCUACAGCGAUGGCACUCUAGCAUCGACGAGGCGCGCGUCCGCACCCGCUACCAUCGAAAGCCCGAAGUAGAUGCACGCAUCACGGGAAUCUUGACAGCUCUGGGGCACCCGUCUCUGUUCCACCAGGUCGACUUUCUGUUUCAACGGGCACGCGAGAUCUCGUGGAACAACAAGGACAAAUCGCAAGUCGCAUUUCCGGACGAUGCAGAAGCUGCCGAGGGCGCAGCCACGGGCUAUCAGGAUCUACUGGCUCGAUUCGUGCCUCCUCCAAUCAGUUGGGGCUCCCUGUCGCUCUACCUUGCUACUGCAUGCUGUUAUGCUGUCCUCCGUCUUCAAGGCGUCCGCAUCGACCUCGAGAGCGUCGCAGACGCCGCUCAGAUCCCCUUUGCCCACUUGCGCCGCGCCUUCCACUGGCUCCGUCUGCUCGUCAGCGAUGCUGUGAACGACGUCAGACUCUUUGACCCGGAUGCCUACGUGCGCAGAGUGCUCGCCUUCUUUCGCUGCCAGCUUGCAUCCGCACAGCCCAGCCUCAACGCCACCAUCCUCAACUAUCUCAAGCCUCUCCAGACCCCCGCUGGUCCAGGCCGAGCCAAAGACAUCCCCCAAGACCCAGCUCGCAUUCUUCAUCGCACGCCUUUCGAGGCCGUCGAGGGAACGGCGCUCCAGGUAUGCUCCUUCUGGUGGCGGCAGCGCCGAGAAGGUGCAUCCAAAACUCGUUACGCUGCAUUUGCAGCGGCCGUCUUGGCCAUGGAAGCGCACCUCAAGAUGCCCGCGCCGAGGACCGAGAUCUUUCGCCACACGCUCCGGGCACUCAACUUUGACGUGGCUCGAGCUCAUCGGCCCGACGAAGAUACGAGCUGGGACGACCUUGGCAAGAGGCAAGCCAUGGCGCUCCAUGCCGAGAUUUACGCCGCACUCCGGCUGGAAGCUCUCAAAAUCCCCUGGCUCACCGGUCUCGCUCCGAUCUCUCAAAAGGUGCGCUACGAGAACCGCUGCAAAGCCUCCAAGGAGGCCCAGGAGGACGGCGAGCUUGCACCCGCAGGUAUGACGGAACUCGUGCGUCGUGAUCUCAUCGUACACGCAAUCGACGUGCUGCAAGUAUGGCAGGCUGUGCAGGGAAAAGUCGCAACGAAGCUUCCGACAGCGACCGCAGACAAACGAGUCUCUCCGCGUGCCAACGGUACAAGCCGAAAGAGUCGCUCGAAGGACAAGGCGCCUGCGUCGGACGAGGCUUCUGAGCUCGAAGCUGACUGGGACGAGCUCGAAUGCUUCGUGUCGACGACUCGACGUGCCGACGAGCGCGACGCCGCGGAAGCUGUGAAAGCUGAGGAGGCUGACGACGACGAUGCGGAAGUCUGGCCGCGAAUCGAGAAGCGCCUGGAAGCGGAGGGAAUCCAGAGUGCCGUCGACCGCACGCACGGCGACUCGGCCGAUGCUGUCGAUGCCAAGCCGCAUCCGAUCGACUUGCUGACCGACGAGCAGGUGGACCGCCUGCUCUUUGAGCACGACGAGCUCCAGUCCAUCUUGCGCGCCGACCCUGCCGAGCGUGCUGCGGUCGAGCGCGCCAAAGUCGCCCUGGGCGCAUGGACGCAGGAAUCCGAGUACCAGCGCAAUGCUGAGAUUGCGGCGCUCGCCCGCCGCGCCCAGGAGGAGCGCGAGGCGCAACACCAGCGACACAGUGCAAUGAAGCGAGAGAGCCUCGACUCCCUUGUGGCGGAUCGUGCCGGGCCAAAGCGUCGCAAAAAGCCAUCAAGCAGCCGCCACGACCGACAGACGAAGCAGACGAGCAAGAAGAGGCGCACCCGCUCGCAAGCUGCGUCCAAGUCGCUUGGAGGUGAAAGUGGCUCGGAGGAGACCGUGGGAACUGUCAGUCAGCGCCGAGCGUCACCAGCUGAAGCUCAGGCGCCCGACGGGACGCCACGAACAACGACAAAACUNCCCACUGCUACGAACAACGGUACCAAGCCCACUGCGACAGCUUCGGGCUACAAGCCUGGCGAGGCGGAUAUGCACGCGCUCACGUGGCAGGGCAAGCGCGACGUGCGCGUCGUCAAUGUGCCUCGACCCACCAUCACCGACCCCACCGACAUCAUUGUGCGCGCUACGGGCGUCACGGUGUGCGGUAGCGACCUGCACCUCUACCAUGGCGAUGUUCCCGACGUGCACGAAGGCGAGAUCCUCGGCCACGAAGGUGUCGGUGUGGUCGACCAGGUCGGCGCUCAGGUGACCAAGUUCAAGCAGGGCGACCGCGUGGUCGCCUCGUUCUCGGUGGCGUGCGGUAGCUGCGACUACUGCAAGAAGGAGGAGUUCACCAUGUGCGACCGCACCAACAAGAGCGGCAGGAUGGAACAGCUCUACGGCAGCAAGAUCGGCGGCAUCCUCGGAUACUCGCACCUGCUCGGCGGAUACGCGGGCACCCAGGCCGAGUACUUCCGUGUGCCGUUUGGCGACGUCAACCUUUUCCACAUUCCCGACGAGGUUCCCGACGAGAAGGCCAUUCUGCUCGCCGACGUGGCACUCACGGCCUACCACAGCGUCGUGGAUAUCGACUUCAAGGAGGGCGAGACGGCGGCGAUCUGGGGCGCCGGCCCCAUUGGCCAGCUCAUUGCGCAGUGGCUCUGCAAGGUGUUUGGCGCAAGCAAGGUGAUCAUCAUCGACAACGUCGCCCCGCGUCUCAACUGGGUCAAGGACCGUCUGAACGUGGAGACGAUCAACUUUGACCACACCGCCAACGUGGCCGACGAGAUCCUGUCGAGGGUGCCGGGCGGUGUGGAUGUGGCGUUUGACGCCGCUGGCUUCCGCUACUCCAAGUCGUUCCUGCACCGUGCCAUGCAGACUCUCUCGCUCGAGACGGACACGCCCGAGACGCUCAAUGAGGCCAUCCGCGCCACUCGCAAGCGCGGCCGCAUCAGCGUCAUCGCCGAUUACGUGGGCCGCUGCAGCGGCUUCCUGAUUGGCGCGCUCAUGGAGAAGGGCAUCACGCUCAAGGGCAACGGCCAGGCUCCCGUGCAGAAGUACAUGGAGAAAGUGCUCAAAGACUUUGUCGUGACGGGCAAGUUUGACCCUACGCUCAUCUUGACCCACCGCUUUGCCCUCGAUGACGUUGCCAAGGCCUACAAGGCUUUUGACCAGAAGCGCACCGACGAUUCAACGGGUCUGCCUUACAUCAAGGCCUUCGUCGAGACCAAGUAUUCGAAGCCGCGCGCCGAGGGUACCCCCGAGCUCGGCCGCGUCCCUGGCGCUUGA